Nicrophorus vespilloides is the source of this 1371-nucleotide messenger RNA. It is a transcript of the gene PIG-S, whose product is annotated as GPI transamidase component PIG-S. Gene Ontology annotation, cellular component: GPI-anchor transamidase complex. Bases 156 to 1307 code for a protein of 383 amino acids. The record is from RefSeq and is a predicted model, not a curated record. NCBI's taxonomy places the organism in Eukaryota, Metazoa, Arthropoda, Insecta, Coleoptera, Silphidae. Gene Ontology annotation, biological process: attachment of GPI anchor to protein. The transcript has 3 exons.
UUAUCAAAUUAUUACAGCAUUAAUAUCUAGUUAUCUAUUACACCUAAGUGUACCUAGUAAAUAUUUCAAAAUAGUAUUGUCAGUUGUAUGUGAUCCAUAUAAUUCAGUUAUAAAGAAGAAAGAAACAGACACUUAAUUUAUAAAAAAGUAUUAACAUGUCCAGUAAAGUUGAUAGAAAAAAUAACAAAGAUGAUGAUGAAGUUUAUGAUGAUGAUCAAAGAAUUGAAAAUGAUCCAGAAGCGAAGUACAGGGUUUACAGCGUUAUUUAUUAUUUCAUUGUGUUAGUAGUAAUAGGAGUACCAGUUUGGUGGUACACAACAAGGGUCUAUCGUGCCCCAUUGCCCAUUAAUGAUAUGAUCAAUGUUGAAAUACCAAGCAAGACUAUACGAGAGAACAGUUUGCCUCUCAGUCUGGAGUAUGAUGUUUUGAUAACAUUGAUUAAUCCUGAACCACAGAAUCUAAAUAUUGAUCUUAAAGCAGAGGAUUUGAAAGCUAAUUUACAACCAUUCUUAACUACAAUUACUCCCAUAGCAAAUUUCACUGUUAAAUCACAGUGGCUAUACCUCACAGAUUUGGGUGUAACUCCCAAGGAUUACAAAGGGGAAUUAGUUUUAUUUGAAGAACAGUUGCCUCAUAUCAUAACACCACUUGAGAAGAAAAUCUGGUCUCAUAUGUCUCCAAGGCCCUGUUUGAAUCUUGUUCUCUAUUUUACAAAAUGCAAUUCUCCUAUUUAUUUGUAUAAUAAUAUGAAUCAGAAAGUGGAUAGUAAUGCAUUUUUGAGCCCUAGAUGGGGAGGAAUUAGUGUAAUCAAUGCAGAUAGCAAAUCAUGCAAAGAAAAGAGGAUAAUGCCAAAUUUGAAAUCUGUGAUAGGAACAUUCUUGAUCCAAUUAAAAGAAUUGUUUGGUCUUAAAGAUAUUGAAGUGUUGAAGAAAACAAAAGCAACUGAAAUGGUUGAAUCCACUAGGAGAACAUUGAAAUCUUUAGCCCAACUUCUAUCUGAAAUUAAUAGUAUUGUCAUUAGUGAUGAAGUAGCUACCAAAAUAGAAAAUGCUUUGAAAUAUGCCAAUGAGGCAGAUGCAUAUUUAAAGGAAAACAAUAUUAAUGAGGCUCUUAAAGCUUCUCAGCUAGCUUUCAAGAACUCAGAAGAAGCUUUUAGUGAUCCAUCAUUGCUAGCCUUACUUUAUUUUCCAGAUGAUCAGAAAUAUGCUGUUUACAUUCCUUUAUUUCUACCAAUAAUGAUUCCAGUGUUCAUGUCUUUAACUAGUGUGAACAAGUAUUACAAAUCGUCAAAAGCAAAAUUGGAUUAAAUUCAUUUGUUUAUUUAAAUUAUUAUCAUCUAUCUAAACUACUAAUAAAUUAAAACUGAACUAA